Molecule: messenger RNA, 1251 nt
Organism: Laccaria bicolor S238N-H82
Lineage: Eukaryota; Fungi; Basidiomycota; Agaricomycetes; Agaricales; Hydnangiaceae
Exons: 1
Coding region: 1-1251 (416 amino acids)
Source: RefSeq, a predicted model, not a curated record
AUGCUGCUUCCUUCAGAAGAUGCCUUUCGUUCCUUCCCUUUCAUACCCGCGCAAGUAUCGCAGUAUUGGCGGCAAACCGUGCUGGCAACGCCUGCCUUGUGGUCAAACGUGGAUAUUUCACCUCCUUGGAACUUGUCCGCCAUACAAACUUACAUCGAUAAAUCCAAGGAAUCUUUGAUUGAUCUACGCCUUUUCUACGACUUCAGUAGUCCUGAUGAAUAUCCCUCCACUGACUCCGCACAUUCACUCGCCCAUAUCAUCCAACUUCACUACCGUCGGUGCCGUACCAUUGAGGUGUCUGGGGUUACCCAAACCACCUCCGCUAUAUUAGUGGUGUUGGAGUCAAUGCAGCACAGCACGUACCCCCACCUUCGACGCUUCUUAGUAGAGGGGAGAGAAAUGGCCGAGGCUGAUCAUGAUGUGUUGGCAUUGAGAGACACUCCGAUGCUCACCGACGUGCGUUUGCGGGGUAUGGGGUUGCACUACUUCCGCGUUCCGCUUACCAACGUCACUGAGCUUCAUCUGGCACCGGUGGGGUUCCCGCUGUCUUACGCGGCUUUUUGCACGAUAAUACAAUCGUGUUCCGCAUCGCUGAUCACACUGGUCGUCUAUGAUGCUCUCGUCUUCAACCUCGCGCCAUCGCACGUGUACGAUAUGCCUUUCCUACGCCGCAUUCACAUCUACGGAACGAUGAUUCCAAUCUCAGAGCUUCUGCUCUCCAUCUCAGCUCCGGAUCUGGAAGAAAUCUCCAUUGCGCCAUACACCAGGGGUGAUCUCGUCCUGCUGGAAGAAGACAUCAUGCACAAGAGAUCUCCCCGCUUUCCAAAGCUGAAAUCACUCACGCUAACGCUUCGCUCGACCUUCACAGAGAUGAUUGAAUCAGUGUUUGAUCGAGCGGAAUUUUGUUUUCCUGGAAUCAAUACGCUCGUUCUUCCUAGUUUUGACUGGUCGCUUAUGUUACAAUGCCUGACCAAUUCCGUAGUACCUCGGUGGCCUCAGCUGGAUGGCGUUGCACUUCGGGCCCUUGACGACGACUUCGACGUGCUUCAUCAAUUUAUUUUGGACCGCCAGGACGCUGGAGCACCCAUCCGGACGUUGUACCUGGACGCAGAAUCGGUCAAGAAAUUUUUGGUUCAUUACGAAGAUAUGAGGCAGAAGGUUUCUAUAGUAGUAGAGGCGGAUCCUUGGCUGACCCAACAGAGCGCUGCGUUUUAUUCUGAGCAAGAGUCUCGGUUCCUUGGUGAUGACUAG